This is a messenger RNA of Thunnus maccoyii (southern bluefin tuna), 2028 nucleotides long. RefSeq lists its product as uncharacterized. Gene Ontology annotation, biological process: response to bacterium. Lineage: Eukaryota; Metazoa; Chordata; Actinopteri; Scombriformes; Scombridae. The transcript has 5 exons. The coding region runs from base 95 to 1126 and encodes 343 amino acids. The record is from RefSeq and is a predicted model, not a curated record.
GUCACUUCUGGUUGGCCAAUCAAACGCAGUCUUGAUUCUUAAGAGUGAAGAAAAGAUCAAGAUUCUUUUCAUUUAGCCCGACAGUUUGAACACGAUGAGAUCUGCAGAGUUUGUUUUCUUUCUGACAUGUCUGUUAUUGGGACAGAAAAUGGCUCAGAUGACUGAUGUGAAAUUCUCCUCAUCUGUUCGUCAAGACAGAGGUUUUGUAUCUGUUAAUACUGGGGACAACUUGACUUUGCAAUGUUUCUAUGACGGUGAUGCUGCAACAAAGUUUUACUGGUAUAAGCAAACUCUGGGACAGAAACCAAUAAUUAUCUCUACCUACUACAAGUAUGAAAGGAAUGGCACUUUUCAUGAUGAAUUGAAGAACAAUCCACGUUUCGCACUGGAUACUGAAACUGGUAAAAAUCACUUGAAGAUCACAAAUUUGCGCAUCUCAGACUCAGCUACUUACUACUGCGCAAGCAGCUACUCAUCCAAGUUUGAGUUUGCAGAAGGAACUAUUGUCAAUGUAAAGGGUUCAGGUUUGAACAUCCAAGCUUUGGUCCAUCAGUCGGCAUCUGAGAGCUCUGUGACUCUGAACUGUACAGUACACACUGGGACCUGUGAUGAUGGAGAACACAGUGUUUACUGGUUCAAAAACUCUCAAGAAUCUCAUCCAGGAAUCAUUUACACACAUGGAGGCAGGAAUGAUCAGUGUGAGAGGAACAACAACACACAAACACACACCUGUGUCUACAACUUGCCAAUAAAGAGUCUGAAUCUUUCUCAUGCUGGGACCUACUACUGUGCUGUCGCCUCAUGUGGACAGAUACUGUUUGGAAACGGGACCAAGCUGGACGUUGGCAAUGAGGUGGAUUCUCUUGUGUAUUUGUUAAGUGGAGCUUUGACAUUCACCACCAUCCUGGUUGCUUUACUGGCUUUGUAUGUGAUCAACAAAAGAAACAGCUGCCAGUGUAAAGAGUCUCAGGUGAGAUUUUCAGCUCCCUCCACAUCAAAUGCAGAGGGUCACCAAAAUGAAGAAAACAUCCAUUACGCAGCUUUAAAGGAGCACAAGAUCAACAGAUCUAGAAGAGAGAGGAACAACACCGAGACUGAAUGCGUGUACUCAAGUGUAAAGCAGUAGAACUGUUCAUGUUUUAUAUUUGUUGCAGUGUAAUAAGAUAUGCCUUUAUUAGUGUUUCUAGCAAACUCAUAAGACACUGAGAUCAUGUUAUCAGUAUAUUUUUCUUGUGACUAUAGAAUGGAGCAGCCAUAAUUCCCAGAGAUGAGUUGAUUCAACUAGUUAUUUGAGAAUGUAUGUUGGUGUUGGAUUGAAGUAAUAAUAUAUUUAUGUCAAAUUAAAAAGUUUUUAAUGUUCCAUCCACAACCCAAGUCAAAUUUUAGUAAAUCAGCAAGCUAAGGACAUUUUUACAAGAUGGGCUUCGGAACAAGUGUAUGUGAGACAGAAACAAAUCAACACAGAAUGGAAAAGACAGUAAAAGGGAAACAUAUGAGGCACAGAGAGCGGGUACAGUACUACAGAGCAGAUAUCUCAUAUGUAACUUUAAGGCAAACAAAGCUUUAACAUUGUCUCACUCGUUCAACAAAGUUGGAAGGUUUUCGAAUCAUCUACUGGAUUUUAGAAAAAAAAAAUUCUCAAGGGAUUAUACAUACAAUAGCUUCAGCACUUCAAGGCCCUGAAAACAUAUUUUGUCAAUCAGCUUCCCACUUUGAGCAAUGGGACCCUUUAUGAACAUUCAAGAAUGUUUUCUGCCAAAAGUUUUGCUUAUUUCACUUGAGAGAUAUCUGUUUGAGCUGUUUUGUCUGCGCUCCGCUCAAUAGUUUACUGUGGGCAGGGCUUGGUGGGAGUAAGGUGAUGUCACGUAUUUCUGCCCCAAUCAGACUUUUGCUAAAUUUGAAUCAGAAUCUGACGUCAGUUGUUGGGUUGUUGGGUUAUUUUGCCAAGCCACUGUCAAUCACAUCUGUGCAAACCACACCCACACAGUCCUGAUGAAGCAGAUUAGCUGAGUUUUGAAUGUUAAACUC